Molecule: messenger RNA, 390 nt
Organism: Symsagittifera roscoffensis
Lineage: Eukaryota; Metazoa; Xenacoelomorpha; Acoela; Convolutidae
Product: phospholipid scramblase 2-like
Exons: 5
Coding region: 1-390 (129 amino acids)
Biological process (GO): plasma membrane phospholipid scrambling
Cellular component (GO): plasma membrane
Molecular function (GO): phospholipid scramblase activity
Source: RefSeq, a predicted model, not a curated record
AUGCCACGAUGCUCAGGGUGGCGCCAGACUUUCAGUGUGAAAAGUGGGGAGGAGGAGGAGAUAUUCAAGAUAGUGGGUCCAUGUCGCACCGGUCGAUGCGUAUGCUGUGCAUGCAAGGAUCACACAUUUAAUAUCAACAGUGCUGCUAAUGGCGAACAGAUAGGUGCUUUGACGAAACAGUUCUCGGAAACGGCUAAGGUGGUUCACACAAACACAGACAACUUCAGUGUAUCCUUUCCCAAGGAUUUGCACGUACGAGCCAAGGCCUUAGUACUGAGCUCAGUGUUUCUCAUUGAUUUUCUAUUUUACGAGUUCAAUGCAGCUAAAGAAUGCUGUAUCUGGUGCAAUUGUGUAAUCGAGUGUAUUGGAGUCUUGGGAGACUUCAAUUGA